Molecule: messenger RNA, 850 nt
Organism: Arabidopsis lyrata subsp. lyrata
Lineage: Eukaryota; Viridiplantae; Streptophyta; Magnoliopsida; Brassicales; Brassicaceae
Exons: 2
Coding region: 83-712 (209 amino acids)
Source: RefSeq, a predicted model, not a curated record
AUAUUCAACUGCCUAUAUAAAGAUCGUCGAAAUAGUUUGGCCUACACAAGAAUAAGCACAUCGUACGUAUAAAUAUUUCUAUAUGAUGUUAGAAUUUCUAGACAAAGGAAAUCUAAACUGGUUGUUGAAGAAACCAAAGAUCGCUUCAUCUUAUUGCAUGGAAGCUGAGGAAGGUUCUAGAAAAAGAAAGGGUCAAGAAUUUGUAGCAAACGAUGAGGUCGUCAAAAGAUCCGAAUCACAAAACUUUACACAUACUUCGUUUGAUCAGAAGAGAAAAAGAUACAGUGAAGAUUCAACAAAUAUGAAUAAUAAUAUCGAAGAAGGAUAUAGUCACCACCACAUGAGCCUUGAUCUUGAACUCAACUUGUCACCAUCUCUCAUCGAUCUAAAUCAUCAUCAAGAUAAUUACUACAAAAGUUAUGAGGACGAUGAAAGGAAGAAGAAGAUGAUGGAGAAGGAUUUGGUCUUGGGGCUAGAGACAAGGAAAAGCAUGUCUAGGGUUGCUUUUGAUCUCGAUGAAGAUUGUUGCGACCGCGGUGGUGUUGGCGGGGGAAACGAGGAAGAGAUGGUUGCGAGAGUGUGUAUGAAGUGCCAUAUGCUAGUGAUGUUGUGUAAAGCAUCACCGGCGUGCCCUAAUUGCAAGUUUAUGCAUUCACCUGAAGACACCUCUCUCUCACUUAUUUUUACUCCUAAGCCUACUUUGUUAGCUUAGUUAUUGUUUAGGUUCUAAUCUUAUUAAUAUCUAAUCACUAAUUAAUGCAUCGUAUUUAAUGUUUUCAUCGAACAAAUAUUUUAUUUGUUGGGAUGUUGUUGGAACUUUGAUUUAUAUAGUAUACGAUCAUUAAUGUGA